Molecule: messenger RNA, 4211 nt
Organism: Notolabrus celidotus (New Zealand spotty)
Lineage: Eukaryota; Metazoa; Chordata; Actinopteri; Labriformes; Labridae
Product: stromal interaction molecule 1-like
Exons: 14
Coding region: 191-2233 (680 amino acids)
Biological process (GO): activation of store-operated calcium channel activity; store-operated calcium entry; intracellular calcium ion homeostasis
Cellular component (GO): plasma membrane; endoplasmic reticulum
Molecular function (GO): calcium ion binding; calcium channel regulator activity; protein binding
Source: RefSeq, a predicted model, not a curated record
CGCACCGCAGGCGGACCUCUGUGUCUUCUCAGCAGCAGUUUGUGGGCUUUGAGUCUCCGGGCUGAGAACUGAAGAACAAACUUUUACAUCCUCAGAUUAACACUUUUUAUUGAUCAGUUAAUUUGGGAUCUAUCAGACCUGAUCAGAUGAUAUCUGAUCCAUGGAUUAAAUGAUCAGCUGCUGAUGAGACAUGGGGUGUGUUUGUGUGUGGCUGGUGGGUGUCUGCAUGGUGAGUGUGUUUGUCGGGGCUCAUACCUCACUGGAUAGAGGUGACCACGCCCACACGGACCACCAUCACCACCUGGAUUCAAAUGGAAAUGCAGCCUCAGAUCUGUGUGCGAUAGACCUGGAGCUCUGCGAGGACGAGAACUCUCUGCUGAGUUUUGCGGCGAUCUGCAGCAUCCACAAACAGAUGGACGACGACGCCGAUGGGACAGUGGACACAACCGAGACUGACGAGUUUCUCAGGGAGGAUCUGAAUUAUCACGACCCCAAAGCCAAACACAGCAGCUUUCACCGAGUCGACCUGCACAUCAGCGUUGAGGACAUGUGGAGCGCCUGGAAGAGCUCAGAGGUGUAUAACUGGACGGUGCAGCAGGUGGAGGACUGGCUGGUCCACUGUGUGGAGCUUCCUCAGUACUCAGAGACCUUCAUGAAACGCCAGCUGGACGGGAAGGCCUUACCCAGGCUGGCGGUGAAGAACACUACACUGACCUUCACUUUGCUCAAGAUUUUAGACAGAAGUCACACUCAGAAACUACAGCUCAAAGCUCUGGAUAUCAUCCUGUUUGGACCUCCGCCAGGCCGACAGAAAUGGUGGAAGGACCUGGUUCUGGGAAUGUCUGUCCUGAUGGCACUGGGUGGCUGCUGGUUCGCCUACGUCCAGACCAGGAAGUCUAGAGACGACCUUGGGCAGCUAAUGAAGGACCUGGAGGGUCUGCAGAGGGCCGAGGAGAGCCUGAUGGACCUGCAGGAUAAGCUGCAGAAGGCUCAGGAGGAUCAGCGCUGUGUUCAGGUGGAGAAGGUGAAGGUGGAGGAGGAGCUGAGGGGCGAGAUUAACUCAGCAAAACAGGAAGCCCAGCGCCUGAGAGAGCUCCGAGAGGGAACUGAGAACGAGAGGAGCCGGCAGAAGUACGCCGAGGAGGAGCUGGAACAGGUUCGCACAGCGCUGAAGAAGGCAGAGCGGGAGCUGGAGUCCCGGGCUCGUUGGGCUCCACCAGAGGCUCUGCAGAAGUGGCUGCAGCUGACGCACGAGAUCGAAGUUCAGUACUACAACAUCAAGAAACAGAGCGCAGAGAGACAGCUGCUGCAGGCCCGCGAGGGGGCUGAGAAGAUCAAGAAGAAGAGGAGCUCUCUGUUCGGGACAUUUCACGUGGCUCACAGCUCCUCGCUGGACGAUGUCGACCACAAGAUCCUCUCUGCCAAACAGGCCCUGGCCGAGGUGACCUCUGCCCUGAGGGAGAAGCUGCACCGCUGGCAGCAGAUCGAGUCUCUGACGGGUUUCUGCGUGGUCAAUAACCCGGGUCUGGGAGCACUGGCUGCUGCCCUCAACUUGGACCCCUCCUUCCUGGGCCUGCGACCUGCGACCCCUCAGCACCUCCUCCUCUCUGACGACCUGGAUGAUAUGGAUGAGGAUAUCCUGUCUCCUGGGACGCUGCAGUAUGCAGCAUGGCAGAUGGACCGGCGAGUGAGCGACCUGUGGCCCCUGAGCGGCAUUGCAGAAACCCAGUCAUCAUGGAAACACUCCGCUCAGAGUCUGAUACCCCUGCGACAGAGGAUAGGAGACCCCGCUGCGAUGUUUGGCUCUCAGAGGGACAUCCUGAACCACGCAGACUCUGACUCUGCCCUCCCUCUUUCUUAUGAGGAGUCUCGGAGUCUCUACAGCUCCAAACCCUUCCUUCUUUCCUCUAGGCUCCACCCCCUGCAGAGUCAGGGCUCUGGAGGAGGAGGGGGCCUGGAGAAGAGCUCCAGUCUGGGGGAGCUUCGGGGGGGCUCUGCUGCCAACCUAACGUCCUCCUGCUCCACCCGCUCCCUCUGCAUCACACCCAACACCAUCGACAGCCCUGUCAUCACCUCAUCUAGCUCAUCAGGCAGCAGUCGGGGGACGGGCCUCCAGCUUCCGACCAGGAGGAGUCCUGUGGAGGAGGACGGGGGGGAGGAGAGUGAGUCGUCCAGCAGCCGGAGGAGAAAUGCUUUUAAUAAGAUCUUUAAGAAGAAGCAGGGACGCCACUGAACAGACCUCAAACCUGCUUCACCUGCUGGAGACUCCCGUUUGGACUCAUGAAUCCGUAAUAACAUCAACAAACCAGACAUUCACUCACAAGGAGAACCUUUAUUCGUCUUUUUGUAUUCAUCUGUCCGUCAAACCUCUGGAUCCUCACUGCUCCUUCACUGAGGAAAGGUCUGAUUCAGACCAGACCAGACAGAAAAUAAGACUUCUGUCUCAACAACAACUGAUUCAACUACGAGAAGAAGAAGUGUGAUUGGAGGACUGUGGACUGUAAAGUGUACUAAGUAGGUAGUAAAUAUUGGACUCAUGAACCCGUCUUCCUUCAUUUUUUCAUUUGAAUAUGCUGUAUAAUGCAUGGUAAAUUUCUCCAAACAAAGCCUUCAGAUCAUCUUCUUUCUUAAGGUCCAGAGAAGGAAGGAAGAAACCCAUCCUGAUAAAUCACUCUGCUUUGUUUUGAUGUCUUGAAUAAAUGCCUCACAGGUUUAGAUCACUAUAAAGAAAUCAUAAAGAAAGAGAACCCCUGAAUGUAGCACUUAAAAAAUAUAUAAUAAAUAAAUGGAUACACAUGGAUGAUGAGGUUAUAAACUGAGAGUCUGCAUAUCCUCCACAGAGGCCAAAUUUGUGUUUAUUUUUUAAUUCAAAUCCUUUUUUAAAAGAGGACUGGGGCAUUGAAACAGAUGAAAAGAAUAUUAAUAUUGGACCUUUAAGCUCAAAAGUACAACUUUGAUCUCAGAAUUCUGAUUUUGGUCUUAGAAUACUGACUUUCAUCUCUGACUUCUGACUUUCAUCUCAGAAGUCUGCCUCUGAUCUCAGAAUUCUGACUUUGAUCCCUGAUGUCUGACUUUGAUCUCUGACUUUGAUCCCUGAUGUCUGACUUUGAUCUCUGACUUUGACCUUGGAAUUCAUAUUUUCUCCCUGACCAGUUAGGUAGUUAGUAACAGUAGUGAUGAUAGUACUUUGAGAUGCUAAUUAUGUCUGGUAAGGAAAACGUAGUGACUAAAAGAAUGAACAGUCGACUCCUCCAAGUGGCGUUUAGUUCAACCAAGUGGUUAACGUCAGUCUUUGCUAUCCCAUGUCUGACUCACUCCUCUUCCUGCCCUCUGUGAAUCUAAAUGGGACCAUCAUUUACUAAAUGAUCAUCAUGCUGUGUUGAAGAGGACUUGAAACUACAGAUUGAGACCAUAAACUCAUUAGUGUUUACUGAGGGAAUAAAUCAGCUGAGGAGGACCAUUUUCUCACAGACUGAUAUACAAUCAGAGGAGUCGCCCCCUGCUGGACUUAGAGAGACUGCAGGUUUAAGACACUUGCAAUGAUGUCAUUUUGAACCAAAGAGGAGGAAAUCACUUCUCACAUAAAGAUAAUUUAAGUUUUCUUGUGUUUUUACAGGAAAACACGUUUUCAUUUUUCAGUGUUAUGUAACGUUUAGGUGUUUUAUUAGCAGUGUUUAAACUAGUGUGGAAAGAUCUCAUGCAACAGUUUCCCUCCAUGAAGACGUCACUGCACCGCCAACAUCUUCCUCCUGUGGUCAGCUCAUUCAAUUUAUUAUCACUGUUUGAACUCACCUAUACAGGAAAUCUAAGACUUUACUAUGACUAUUAAAAAAUAUCGGCACAGUUUGGAGUCUCACACACACACACACACACACACACACACACACACACACACUCUUUAAUAAACCAACUGGUGUGUGUGUUCUAUUUUAGUAUGUCUAGCAGGACACAGAUUUAAAUCUAGUUAACUCUAUUUACUCUGAACAAAAUGUCACAUUGUGUUUAUUAAUAGAAAGCAGCUGUCGGUGAGAGCUGCUGUAUGAGGACUCCAUUACCCAGAAUUCCUGUCACAUGAUGCCAGUAAACUAAACAAUGUCUUUGUGAGCAUCAGAAAGACGUGACAGAGAUGCUUUUUUUUGCAGCAGGAAGAUAAUCCAACGUGUUUUUAUUUAUGAAUAUGAAAGCAGAAAUAAAUAAACUAUUGAAGAUUA